GAAAAUUCUGGAAGCAAAUUUUGGAUGCUUAAUUCUUUUUACCAAAAGUUGCUAUUAUUUAUUAAUGAACCAAGACAGGGUGUUCAAUCAUAUGAAAAGAUAGAAGGAGACCAAGGUCACAUUAUCCUGUACCUAUUAUACAUUUGUACAGAAAUUCUUCCAGCACUGAUUGCCAAAUAACGAUCAUUACAAUUGAGCAUCCCUGGCUGAUUUUUCUUCAUUUCUUUAAACUGAAGAAUAACUGUAGUUGAGAGCAGCUAAUUCAUCACACAAAUAACUGACCUAAAGGAACUCUGUAGACCUUAUAACUCUGCUAUACUUACUGAGAGAGAUUAAUAACUAUACCCUCAAUUUAGACAAUCUUUCCUCUAACAAAUAUUAUAAAAUGAACAGAUUAUAUAUAAAGUUAAAUGUAAUACUUGUACUUAAUACACUUUUAUAUUAUUCAGGAGAACUGUCUUUUCAGGUUUAAUCUUAAAAAGGAAAUUCCAAAACCAUUGUUAUUAUGUUGCAUAACUACAGCUGAUAAUUAAGUAGGCCGCAUAAUAAAAGUUAUUUUACCUGGCUAGCAAUCCAGGAAUUGUAAGUUCAAAUUCUAAAACAACAGAUUGACAAUUUACAUUCAGAAAUUAAAAAGUUAGCAUGAAGUGUCAUAUUGUUACAAAAGUCCAACUGGAUUAGUAAUGUUCUUCAGAGAUGAAAGCCUGCCACGCUUAUAUAUAGUCAUGUACUUAUGUGACUCCUGUCCCUCAAUAACAUUGUUGGUUCUUAAAGCUGUUGCUUCAAAUCACAAGAAAGGAUAAUAAACGUUCUCACAAUCUAGAUAUCAAACUGAGACACAAAGAAAACGCCUGGAAAAUUUUCCAAAUUAACAAUUAGGGCAGGGGAUCCCAAACUUUUUUAUGCCAAGGACCAAUACCAUUAAGCAGGGGGUCCAUGAACCCAAGGUUGGGAACCUCUGAUUUAGGGUUAGUUAUGCUGUAGAGUCAACAAAGUGCAGACAGUAUAAUUUUCAGAAAUUUUAAUCUAUGCCUCAGGACACUUCUUCAUCUUUCUAAAUCUGCAGAGUUUCAUUAUCACUUAGGAGUGCUUUAGUAAUGAGUCAACUGUGCUUCUAACACCACUAAUAACAUCGGAUGUACUAAAUCUAGGGCAGGCCAAGCACUAUGAAUUACACACACUGUAUAACUGUAAACAUCUUAAACAUUAACACAGACUGUUUUAAAGUGAAAAUGCUGACAACUGUAGAGGAGGGAUAGCACAACAGAAUCCUCCUAACAGGGAUUGUUCUAUGGCAAGCAAAAUUCCAAACUAGCACAGCAUAAAUCACUGUUGAAGUUUCGAAUAUACUCUGGAAUUGUCACUAACUUCCUGUUAUUUUGCAGAUAUGAUCAUCUCAGAAAAUGAAACCACUGUAGCCCAUGGCUGCAGGGAAUGUUGCACGGAUUCCUGGGUGGACAAGAACUGUCAUGAAAUUAUGAGCAUGAAGUCCUAUGUUAUGUACUGCUCAAAUUUUGGGAGCAAUGUAGAGAUAUUGUCCAGUCAAGGCACUAAAAUAAGUUGUAUCACCUCUAACAUAAUUUUUUAUUGUUUCAUUUGCAGUUUUAAUGGAACCAGCAGGAUGAGGGGGAGCUGAAAAUGGCCACUGUCCCUCUUUACUCCAUUUGAGUCAAGAGAGAAGGAAUUGUAACUUGAAUGCCAUGAAUCUGGGCAGAUCAUCUGGGUAAACUUUGGCCUGCAGUUUCCAUAGCUCUGACUUGCUGACUGAAUCAACAAAGCCACAGGAAAGACAAUGAUUUCUUCGCAGCACUUUUUAUCAACCCAUCUGGGAGUUAAGACAACAAUGGUAUCCCCAUCAAGUUUGAAUCCACUUUCAGUAUCAGACAAGAAUUUUUCAGCUUCAUGCUUAGGUAACCCUGGCAAUGAUUUUCCUGGUAUUAACAGUUGAGUGGAACUGCAGAUGGAGCAGGCUGACAGUGUUAUUGUAAUAAGUGACACCGAAGGAGACAAUGAUGGCGAAAGUUCAGUGUUCAUAAUAGAAAAUUCUCCAGAAGUUUUGGAUACAGCUAAAGAUAAAAGCAGCGAAAUAAUUGAUGAAGAAUGUGGGCUUGCCAUUACUUACAGCAAAAAGGGCAAUGUUAUGCCGCAUGCACGAUAUGACUGCGUGGAACAAGAUUUUACGCGAACAGAAAAUGAGGUAUCAGGGCCUGCUGGCAACAAUUUAAAUUUCUGUGAACAGUGCUAUUGUUACAUCUGUGAUAAACUUGCUUCUGAGUGCCAAUACUGGAACGUUCCUUCAGCUUGUCAUUGCAAUGCUCACAAUAAGAGUAAAUACUGGAAAGCCCAUCGAGAUGUUGCACUAACAGGUGCACUCUCAAUAUUCAAUUUUAAUCUGGUUGACAUUGACUCAGAGCUUCGACAUGGAGGUGCUUUAUUGCAAAAGUUUUGUUUAGAACUUGCUUUGGAAUAUAAUAAAUAUUUGAUGGGAAUAACAACCUCGAGGAGUUCCUUGAUUCCGUGCAUUUGUACUUGUCACAGUCAAUUGAAAAUGUUUUGUGAAGUAUGCCAGGUGAACCACGUGGAAAUCCGACUCUACAGUUAUACACCGGUGUUUAAUAUGGUGCUCAACUUUCUGAAGCAGGCAGAGAAGGAGAAGCCAAAAGCAGCUGCCAUUAUGAUGAUCGGUGUGGCAAAAGAAAUUCUUCUUCAUAAACAACAUCCACAGGAAGUUUUCAAUAAAAGUGAUCAAACCGCGACUCCUAGCCAGGCUGUACCAAUAUUUAUGCACAGAAUCACCAGUGAGCUGCAGAGAAUGCUUGUAUUGAGUGAUUUCCCUCCUUAUUUAUUUAACAAGUUGAAAACCUUCUAUAAAGCGCUUCCACUUCCUUCUUAUUGCUAUAUCUUUACUAAUUGUCUCAAUGUGCUGUCAUGGGAGGAUCCAUUCCUGACUUCUAUUCUCAGAGGUCAAAAUAUCACUGGGCAACGACAAAAGAAAGGGAAAAAAGAAACAUUAUGGGAAGACUUCCCCGUUGUGCUUGCGCGCGUGGAAAGGAUGGAAGCAAGAGAAGAGUACAGAGAGUUGGUCCGAUACCUACGAGUGAUAAAAUGCAAUGAUACCAUAAAGCUGCGAGCUCUACAAGAUAAAGUUCCAUUCUACUUUUGCAAGUAUGGAGAUUUUAAUUCAGCUGCACAAUCAUUUCAUCUAAAUACCAGUCUUUCAUGCUGCAUAGCCUGCCGUUUAACACCUUUCCAGUACAAGAUAUACUUAAAAAUUCUCAGGACUGGAACUGUUCCUGCUGGUUGUGAACUUUCAGAAGAACGACAAUGGGUACUUGUUGAAGGUGGUAAUUUGAUAAAGACUUGUUUACUGCUAAAAUGUUCACUCAGGAUAUUAUUUGUCAAUGAAGUUCUCUACAGAGAUGUUUAUUGCUGGAGCAGACUGAUUCAAAUUCACUGCAAUGAUUUUACAAUGAAAAAUGACAUGCCACAAGUGCCACCACCUGAAUUUGUGAAAAACAUUGCUGUUCUUGCUGCAUCAGUUCUUGAAGAUCUGAAAAAUGGAAUAGUGGGCUUGCCUAAACCAUUUUCCUCAGCGCUUUGUUGGGAAUCUGCAUUGAUUCUGGUAACAGUGGCUGCUGUGCAGAUGUUGCAUAAGAAUAUCUCUAUGAUGAAAAUUGUUCUGCCAUUAAUUGUGGCUUAUGGGAAGAAUUUCUGGGCUCUGAAGCUCUUGUUCGACAGCCUAAGCACGAAAGAGGACAUUUUGCAUCAUUUCUGUGCCAUUCUGAGCAACAAUAUUUAUGUACAUAGAAGCAUGAUGAUUGAUGUGGUUAAGUGUCAUGAUGCCAACUAUGUCUCUGACCUUGUGACCCUCUUUCUGUCCUUUAAACAAACUACUAUCCAAUCUCUGAGCAUUCCUGUGCUUAAUGUUCUUGUGGAGGCAUGGCAUGAAUUCAAAACAAUGGAAUGUCUAUGGAUACAAUCUCUCCACAGUUUUCUACAGAAUAAGGUUGUUCCAGCCAUGGAAAUGGUGAAUACUGCACAAUUUAUUGAAUUACGGAAUAAACUAAACAGGAUACUUUGAAUAAAAGUAUGUCCUGGAAACUAUUCAAGUAAUGAACGAUGGGUUACCAUGGAAAUGCACCUUUUUAUACUAUAAAUGAAAAUUCCUCCAACAAUAUUACAUAUUGUGAUGACUUUUUCAGUUAAUCUGCAUCAUCAUAUAACCAUGGAAACAUGGCAUAAAUAGAAAACCCACAAUUUUUACAAAUGAGCCACUUUUGAUAUUUUUCAUGUUCAUACCAUAGUAAUGAUAAUAGUGUUUUAUUAAAAAACUGUUUAAGAUUUUGGCAUCAAGGGUUUCUAUAAGCAAAGCUAAUUUAUCCCUAUUUUGUUUAGUUGCCAUGUUUACAUUGUGCUCCAGAAGUCAGUAGUAUUUGGCAGGAGGUGGUGGGGAAUAAAUGAGGUGUAAUUUAUUAAGAUGAUGGUGUAGGGAGAGGAAGUAGGAUUCAGAGACUGUCUUAUAAGUAUAUUUAUUUUUCAUUUUUGAUUUUUAGAGAAAAGACCAUAGAAAGAACAGUGCGAGUGUAAGUUUGUAUCUCAAACUAAGGGAAGACUAAAUCUGCCAUCCUUAAAAUAGAAAUUAACAUUGUAGUUUAACAAAGACUACCUUUCUAUUUUUGCUUAUUUUUGUAAUUUUUGUUGCUUAUUCUUGUGAGGGAUAGUUGCACAGAAAUGCAGCUGUCCUUGUUCAACUCUCCAUCACAAAUGAGACUUUUUUUUAAAGUUUUAAACUCAAUCUCCAAGUAAUAAUUUAAUACAUCAGACUCAAAAUGCAGGUAAUUUACCAAAAGGGCCAUUAAUGCCAGAUGGAAUCCUAAUUGUCCCAAUUAAAAAGAAUUAAAUUUUGCUGUUUUAUACAGACCUGUGCUUGGAGGACUGUCUCCAAAUGCAUUUCUGACACUGUAGAAAACAAAAUAUUUAUUAAGUGACAAAGUAAAUCAAACUUGGGUAAAAUUUAAUGGAUAUUCUUAAUUAUUGAUGUUGGGCUAUGCCCAGCUCUUUAUCUGAUCUAAAAGAUGUCCUUGAGCACAGAAUCUGAUCCCAACUCUUUAAGUACAGUACAGAGAGUAUCCCCUUAUUGGAGAUAUUUAAUAAUGGCCACUGUCUGCUCUAGAGUAAGCAUCAGAUUAAUGUCAUGAGAUCUUUUAUGGAGAAUAAUGGGGGUUAUUAGUGACCUGUCAUGUUAUAUCCCUUAAACAGUAUCACCAAAACACAUUAUCUGCUUAUUAACUCAUUGAUGUUUGUGUGAACUUGCUGUCCUUGAUUGCCAUACAGUCUUCAUUACAACAAAAGUUAUAGAACAAAACAUUACUAAUUGUAAAAUUAUUUUGGCACAUCAUAAUUGGUGUGAAAGUCCUGUAUAAAUCCUAGCCUUAUUUAUUCAACAUCUUUUGUUUCAUUGUGUUUGACAUUUUGUUGUGUGGAAAUAACAAAUUAUUGUGGUAUAUUUGUUAUUUCUUUAGAUGAAAGUAAAUAGUCGUUAAGUAAAUUUGUACUUGCUGGAAUUAUAAUACAGAAUUCUCUAGUAAUUAAAAUAUUUUUAUGUUGCCUUUCUGAAUGAAAAUAUUUAACUCAAAUCAAAUUCAAGUUUAAUUAUUCAAUCAUUCAGCCGAACAAUACAGUGUUUCUCUGGGGCCAAAGUGCCAGUCAUAGAUACACAAAAAAAAACAUAUAUAGCCCAAGUACCUGAGGGACAUGUCCCACGGAUUGAUGGUGCAGUUCCCAGUGGUGCACUAACAUACGCACGAGAUCCAGCCUGUCAUUCCAGUGAUCGAGCACCUGGAGGGCAGCGCCGAUGGGAGAAGCCAGCCUCCAACCGAGUGUGGAUGCCACGCUGCACCACCUCCAGCAUCUCCCCUCCUGGACUGCAUCAACAGGCAAGUCUGUGGCUUGAGACCUUGUCCUCACUACAGCUGAGGCCACGCAGUUCCCCCACUGUCUGUCCCACCACCAACAAGGGAAACAGGCCUUGCAGCAUCUUAUUAUCAAUAUCCAACUGGGUCCUGCAAUCACAAGAGAAAUGUCCAAGACAAUCAGCCAUGGUUACACUGUACACGGGCUUCGUGCACCAACUUCGAUGCCAUCCUGUUGCAGGCAGUAACAUGAUCUGCACCCAGUCUAGCACCUCUGCCAACAAGCAGCUCACUGAUGGGGUAGAUCUGCAGUACCUGAAGUCUUUGGAGUCCAGUAUUAUCUUGUGAUCGUAACGAAAAGACAUUUAACAAAGAAAAAAACACCUUUGGUUGGCCCCUGAGAGGCUGCUGCAUCCAAACAUGCCACCGUCUUACUGGAAAUAAUGCCUCUUUUGUUGAAUAAUAAUUUUACUGCUAUAGCAACACCUUUAUGCUGUGGUUUGCUAAUAUGUUUCCAGCUUUCCAUCUAGUACUUCUUAACAAACCUAUUUCCAUUAAAGUAACUUGAUGUUCUACCAUCUGAAAACAAAGUACUGAGACUUCCAUGAAUCAUUUUAUGGAGGUUUAUGCAUAGUGCAAGUUUUUGAGUGCAUUUCAUUUGUAUAUUUGUUUCAGCUUGUGUUCGAUGUCAUUUCGUAAAUAAGGGAUUUUAUGUGAUGCAAAUUCUUUUAAAAAAGAGUAAAGUCUUUAAUCUCCAGGAAAAAUCUUUUUAAAGUCAUUUGAAUCUUGUAAAUUCUACUGCAUUUUUACAUAACCUGAAAAUUUUGUAGUUGCUGGCAGACAGGUCUGUGAAAUAUAUGAAGCAACCACUCUUGGGCUUAUACUUUUUUUUGACAUUACUAUAGCAAAAGCCCAAGCCUGCUUGGAAUGAAAAAAACUUGAUGUCAGAGUUAAAAUGUAUGCAACGAAUAUCAAUGUACUUAGUUCCAAUUUUUUUUAAAGGAAGUCUUGUAUAUUGUUCUAGAGGUUUGGAUCAUUCAUGUUUUUUUAAAAUCUGUAUUCCUUUAUAAUCACUUAAAUAAAUCUUUAAAUUCAGUUUAAAGCAUAUUCUGCUCAU
Mobula hypostoma (lesser devil ray) is the source of this 7029-nucleotide messenger RNA. RefSeq lists its product as uncharacterized. Lineage: Eukaryota; Metazoa; Chordata; Chondrichthyes; Myliobatiformes; Myliobatidae. Bases 1961 to 4081 code for a protein of 706 amino acids. The record is from RefSeq and is a predicted model, not a curated record. The transcript is spliced from 20 exons.